Molecule: messenger RNA, 3075 nt
Organism: Pneumocystis jirovecii RU7
Lineage: Eukaryota; Fungi; Ascomycota; Pneumocystomycetes; Pneumocystales; Pneumocystaceae
Exons: 1
Coding region: 1-3075 (1024 amino acids)
Source: RefSeq, a predicted model, not a curated record
AUGGAAACCCAAACUCAGCCACACACCACAGCGCAGCCCACCCCCGUCAGGCACAGCUUGGCGCGGGCGGUGGCGCGGGCGGUUAAGCGGCAGGCAAAAGCGGCGCAAGGAGCUAGUGUAUAUGAAGAAGAAGAGUAUCUUUUGGCUUUGAUUGCAAAAGAAGAUGUUAAAAAUGAUAAGAAAUGCAAAGACAAAGUGGAAAAAUACUGUAAAGAACUAAAAGAUUCCAAACUAGAACCAAGAAAGAUACAUAAAAAACUUGAAAGUUUCUGCAAAAAUGGUGAAGCGGAAAAAAAAUGCACAGAAUUGAAAACCAAGGUUGAAGAAAAAUGUACUAAAUUCAAAACACAACUUACUGAAGUUAUCAAAAAAGAAAAUUCAGAAUUAACAAAUAAUAUUUGCAAAGAAAAUGAACGGCAAUGUUUGUUUUUGGAAGGAGCAUGCUCUACAGAACUUAAAAAUGAUUGCAAUAGUUUGAGAAAUAAGUGCUAUCAAAAGAAGCGUGAUGAAGUAGCAGAAGAAGCUCUUUUAAGAGCGCUCAGUGAUGAUCUUAAAGAUACAAAGACAUGUAAAGGAAAAAUUAAGGAUGUUUGUCGUACAUUGGGUCAAGAAAGUAACGAGUUGAUGCAAAGAUGCUUCGAUACAGACUCUUUAUGCACAUCUUUAGUAAAAACAGCAGAAGAAAAGUGUAAAUUUUUGAAGAAAGAAAUAGAGAAUGUAUUAAAACCUAAUGGAGAGUUGCAAAAAAAAGGGCAUUCUUUGCUUAAAGAAUGCCACUUUUAUGGACAAAACUGCAAAAGUUCAGAUAAACCAGAAUGUGAAAAACUUGUAAAUAAAGCUAAAGAAAAAAAGAUUACCUACAAAAAACCAAAUUCAGACUUUGAUCCUACAAAAACAAAAACUACAAUUGCGGAAAAAAUAGGUUUGGAAGAACUUUAUAAGGAAGCAGCAGCACAAGGAGUUCUGAUUGGAAGAGUACUAGAAGGAGAUAUUGUUGAUUUAUUAGUGUUUUUGUCAGGGAAGAAGUCUUUUAGUGAGACUCAAUGCAAGGAAGUGUUCACUACUAAAUGUGAUUCUAUUAAAUAUUUGGCAGAAAAUAUAGAAAAAUUAUGUGGAAAUAAAACAGAACGUGAAAAUAGAUGUAAAGAAUUUGAUGAAGAAUUUAAAAAAAAAAAGAAUACAUUAACUGCAAAACUUGAAAACAGUCAAUUUGAAGAUGAGAUUGCAUUAUGGGAUGGAUUACCAACUUUCCUUACUGAAAAUGAGUGCACAAGAUUACAGUCAGAUUGUUUUUAUUUUGGAGGUCAAACGUCUUUUGAAAAACGAUGCAAUAAUGUUAGGCUAGGGUGUUAUAAAAGAGGGCGUGACGCACUUGCAAAUCAAGCAUUACAAGACAAACUGAGAGGGAAUUUUCAUGACAGAAACGAUAAAUGGCCUGAGACGCUUCAAAAAGAGCUGGUAAAAGUAUGCAUGGGUCUGGAAGGAAAAAGCGAUGAGUUAUUUGUGUUAUGUGUGCAACCGAUAGAAGGAUCCUAUGUAUUAUUAUCAGAUUUACAUAUAAAAACAGAUUUAUUACAGAAAAAUUUGAACGAAAAGCGGGAUUUUCCUACGAAGCGGGAUUGCAGGGAAUUGCAAAAGAAAUGUAAUGAUCUAAAACAAGACUUUGAGGAACUUGAGUGGCCUUGUCUUACGCUGAAACACCAUUGCAAUCGAUUGAAUAUUACAGAACAAUUAGAAGAAAGGUUCUUGGAAGAAAAGGUGAAGGAUUUGGACAAAUUGGAUUCAUGUUUAAAAAACCUGAAAGAACAAUGUCAUAAAUGGAGUAGAAGAGGAAGAACGCAGUUUGCAUUCACAUGUGUAGCGCAGAAUAUUACUUGCAAGAUUCUUACAGAAAGUGUAGGGUCUAAGUGUACUACAUUGGAAGCGCGCAUCGAAGCAAGUGAUGUUAUAAAUCAAGCAAAUAAAGAUGACAAGAAGGAAACGAUUUGUAGCUCCUGGGCACCCUAUUGCAGCAAGUUUAUCUCAAGUUGUCAUAAUUUAACGACUGCUGGUGGUGGAAAAUGUGAAAAGCUUAAUGAGGAGUGUAAAUCAUUUAUUGAAAGGAAAGAUUUGGAGGAAAAAGUAGUCUAUGAAUUAAAGGGUAGUUUAAAAACGAAGCAAGAGUGUCAGAAUACACUUGACAAAUAUUGCACACAAUGGACAAAUGCAAAAAAUAAGCUUAAAACUUUAUGUACUGAUACUACUAAUGGCAAGAACAACACUGAAGUUAGAAAAAAACUUUGCAAAAAAUUAGUGGAACGAGUGAAAAGUCAAUGCCCUGAAUUGCAGAAAAAACUUGCAGAGGCCAAUAAAGAGCUGGAGAAGAAAGCCAGCAAAUAUGAGAAUAUCAAAAAAGAAGCAGAAGAUGCAAUGAAAAAAGCAAGUCUUGUUUUAUCAAAAGCAAAAGCAGAAAACAAUAAAUCAGAAAACGAAGUUGUGCCUAGUGUACCAGCCGCACCUAGUGGAAAAGACACGAAGCCGUUUAAACUUAUAAGAAGAGAUGCAACAGCGAAGGUAACAGAAGACGAAGCGAAAGCAUUUGAUUUGGUUGCACAAGCAUUUGGACUCUAUGUAGAGUUAAGGGAGGAGUGUCAAGAUUUACUAAAGGGAUGUGGAUUUAAAAAGGAAUGUAGUUGUGAAAAUCAAUGUGAGAAAAUAGAAAACACAUGUAAAAAAUUGAAACCAUUGGAAGUGAAACCCUAUAAAAUAGAGACAGUAACUAAAAACAUAACAACGACAACGACGACAACGACAACAAAGACAGAGGGAGAAGGAAAGACGGCAGAGUGCCAGUCUCUGCAGACAACAGACACGUGGGUCACAAAGACGUCUACGCAUACCAGCACGUCCACGACCACAUCCACGGUCACCUCAAGAAUAACACUCACAUCAACAAGGCGGUGUAAGCCUACGAAGUGUACGACAGGAGAGGAGGAUGAAGCAGGGGAAGUGAAGCCGAGUGAGGGGCUGAGGAUGAGUGGGUGGAGUGUGAUGAGGGGGGUGCUAGUGGCAAUGAUGAUUUCAUUCAUGAUUUAA